Molecule: messenger RNA, 3699 nt
Organism: Tetrahymena thermophila SB210
Lineage: Eukaryota; Ciliophora; Oligohymenophorea; Hymenostomatida; Tetrahymenidae
Product: MutS domain III protein
Exons: 6
Biological process (GO): mismatch repair
Cellular component (GO): MutSalpha complex; nucleus
Molecular function (GO): mismatched DNA binding; ATP-dependent DNA damage sensor activity; ATP binding
Source: RefSeq, a predicted model, not a curated record
AUGAAGCAAAGUUCACUAUUAAGCUUUUUUGGAAAUGUGUAGAGAAGGAAAAGAGAAGAGAUGGAGAAGGAAUAGGCCUAAAACGAUAAUAAAAUUGCUGAAUCCACUCAAAUUUCUUUAUCUACAUAAAAGAGCAAUAAAGAAGUUAAGGAAAUUUCUACUUGUGAUGAUACAGAAGUAGCAAAUUCAAGCGUUUAGGGUACCAGAAAAAGUAAUUUAAAACGUCCUAAAUUGGCAAUAGAUUCUGAUGAAGAUGAUGUUUUUAAUCCAGAAGAUUUAAAAUAAUUUUCUCAUACUAGCCCUUAGAAAAAUAGCUAGAAAAAAGGAAUAAGGUUUUAAAAAAAUGAUAUGAUUGAUGAAGAUAAUGAUGAUGAAUCUUUUAAGGAAGAUGAUAUAGAAGACAUUGAAGAUGAAGAAGAUGAUGAUGAUUUUAUUGAAGAUAGUGAUGAAGAAGUUAAGCCUAAACGCAAACAAAAACAAAGUUAGUAAAAAACACCUGUCAAGAAAACUGGUUCAGCUUCAAAAGCAGGAGCAACAAAGAGUACUCCCAAAUUUGGAUAAGAAAGUGCUAAAAAAUCAGCAACUAAAUAAAGUACAGCUAAAAAAGCAGAAGAUGAGUUUAUAAAUUGUGAUUAAGAAAAUGAUUUAGCAAGAGCUGCUGUAGAUUAAUUAGAUGACACUACUCCCUAUUUUGCGCUACCAGAAAAUGCUAUGGAUUCAAAGAAAAGAAAGAGGACGGAUCCUAAUUAUGAUCCUACUACUCUUUACGUACCUCCAGAGUCGUUAAAGUAAUUCACACCUGUUAUGAGAUAAUACUGGGAAAUUAAGUCUACUAAUUUUGAUAAAAUUCUUUUUUUUAAGCUAGGUAAAUUCUAUGAACUCUUUUACGAAGAUGCCUUAAUUACCCAUAAAGAGUUAGAUCUUAAUUGGAUGGGUAAAAAAAUGCAUACAGGUUUUCCUGAAAAAGCUUUGGAUAAAAUGGCUUCUAAGCUAAUUAGUUUAGGAUAUAAAGUAGCCGUAGCUGAACAAACAGAAACUCCUGAGCAGAUGAAAUAGCGUUUAAUGAGGGAAAAAAGUGGACCUAAGUGUGUUUCGAGAGAAUUAGUAUAGGUUAUGACAAAAGGUACUUAUGAUUAAAAUAACGAAACUGACUACCAGCCAAGAUAUUUAAUGUCAUUAAGAAAUUUCUAAACAAAAUUUGGUAUAAUUAUAGUUGAAAGUUCAACAAACGUUAUAACUGUCGCUUACUUAAAUGAUGACAUACAUUUUACACAAUUUAAAACAUUACUUUGUCAGGUUAAACCUUAAGAAAUUGUUUAUGAUCCAGACAAUAUGACUCAUGAUAUUAAAAAAAUCAUUUAAUCAGGCUAUUUAGCUCCUUAAUUAUCUCCCCUUUAAAAUAAAAAUGAUAACUGGAAUAAAGGAAUGGCUUAUAAUCAUCUAGAUAAAACACACGGUGAUGUUCUAGAAGGCAAGUGGCCUAAAUUGCUAAAUAAUUUGUACAAUACUGAAGAAACGAAGAGAGAUCUUAUAUUUGAAUCUAUGGCAGGACUUUUUAAUUAUUUAAAAUCUAUUUUAAUUUUAGAUUAAGUUAUUUCAGUUGCCAGAUAUCAAAUUUAUGAUAUUGAGAAGGGUGUUAGAAGCUGUAUGAUUUUAGACAGCUAGUCUCUAUAGCACUUAGAAAUAUUAGACUCUUCAAGCGGGCCAGUAAGCACUUAGAAAGAAAAUUAUAAGCUACAUUUCGAUGAUGGAUCACUACUUGGUUAUAUAAACAAAACAAAAACUCCAUUUGGUUAUAGAAUGCUUAAGAAUUGGAUUUGUGCUCCUUUAAUGGAUAUUAACAAAAUUUAUGAUAGGUAUGAUGCUAUUGAAGAUCUUUAAAAGUUUAAUUCUGAGAGAGAUACCUUCCUCAGAGGUAUUGAAAAGCUUCCAGAUCUUGAAAAAAUGUGUGGUAGAAUAUACAAGUAUUCCAUCAGACAAUAAAAUUAAAAUGUAGUUUAUUUUGAAGAUUUCUCAUAUUCUCGUUUAAAAGAGUUUAAAGAUUUAACAACUAAAUUGGCAGAAUCAGAAAAGCUCAUUAAAACCCAUCUUACUCCUUUUGCUGACUAGUUUAAGAGUAAAAGACUGAGAAAAUUGGUAACCCCAAACACCAUUGACCACGAAGAUGAAGAAGAGUAUGAAUUACCUGCUAUGAUUUACCAUGGCUAUUCAGAUGAAGAAGAUGAGGUUGAAGAAAAUAUAAACUAGCAUGCAGCAAAAGCAGAAAAGAUGGAAAUAGAAAAUAAACAAAGUAAAAAAUCUAAAAGUUCUGGUUUACUUCCACCUGCUUCUAAAUAUAUAUAAGAAUUCUAAAAUUAUAUUGUCUGGUAAGGUCCUAAGGGCUAGGAAAAACCUUUACCUAAAAAAGGGUUAGUUAAUUCAUAUGAUUUAGCCACAGAAGCUGUUUAGAAUGUCGAGAAAAAACUUUAAAAUUACUUAGUUUAAAUCUAAUAGCAAAUGAAAGACAAAACUAUUAAAUAUGGCUUGAGAUAUGAAUUAGAAAUAAAUGAAGAUUUAGUUAAAGGAAAUAAAAAACCUAAAAACUUUGAUUUCACAAGUAAAGCAGGCAAAUAUCAAAGAUUCUAAACAAAAGAAUUGCGUGAACUCAUAGCUGAGCUCGAUGAAGCUGAAGAUGUUCAAAAAAAAGAACUCAAAGAAUUUUGCAGAUUCAUUUUCAAAGAGUUCUAUGAAAGCUAUAAAACAUGGGAUACCUUAAUUAAUAUUCUUGCAGAAUUAGAUUGCUUAAUAAGCUUAAGCAGAGUAAGUUUCUUGCUUGCUGAUGGAGUUAUGAGCAGACCUGAAUUAUAUCCUGCUUCUGAAAAAUAUGUACCAUUCAUUGAGUUAACCUCUGGAAGACAUCCAUGCUUAGCUUCGAUGGGAGUUAACUUUAUCCCUAACGAUAUUUAUCUUGGUGACAUAAAAUAGACAGGACAGUUUGAAGACAAUAAGAACUUGAUUCUUUUAACAGGUCCUAACAUGGGUGGUAAAUCUACAACUUUGAGAAUGGCUUGUGUAAUGGCAAUUUUAGCUUAAAUUGGAUGUUAUGUACCUGCUAAAUCUUUGAGAAUGACAUUGGUAGAUCGUAUAUUCACUCGUAUUGGUGCAAGUGAUAAAUUGAUGGAUGGAAAAAGUACUUUCUUCAUUGAAAUGGAAGAAACAUCAAAUGCAGUCAAGUAAGGUUCAAAGCAUUCUUUGAUUAUUAUGGAUGAAUUAGGAAGAGGUACUUCCACUUUUGAUGGAGUUGCCAUUGCAUACUCUAUAGUAAGAUACUUGGUAGAAAAUUUACAAAGUCGUUGUUUAUUUGCUACUCAUUAUCAUGUAUUACUUGAUGAAUUUAGACAUUAUCCAUAAAUAGCAUAUUAUCACAUGGCAUGUCAUGUUGAUGAGAAGAGAAGUAAAGUCAUAUUUUUAUAUAGAUUAAAAGCAGGAGAAUGUUCAUCUAGUUUUGGUAUAAAUGUUGCAAAGGUUGUUGGUAUAAGCGAUAAUUUGAUUGAAAUUGCAAAGUAAAAAGCUAAAGAAUUUGAAGAAAAUUUAAAUAUUUAGCAUGCUUACAACACAAAUAAGCGUUUUGGAAUUUUGAUGAAAGCAAUCUAAGAAUAUGAUAGAGAUGAAAAUUUGGAAUAAAUUAUUGAAUAAUUUAAUAAAGUUUAACUUUUAUGA